Molecule: messenger RNA, 1639 nt
Organism: Aegilops tauschii subsp. strangulata
Lineage: Eukaryota; Viridiplantae; Streptophyta; Magnoliopsida; Poales; Poaceae
Product: pectate lyase 1-like
Molecular function (GO): pectate lyase activity
Source: RefSeq, a predicted model, not a curated record
CACUCUCUACAAGACACGUCACGUAAGCAUGGGCAUGGCACCCAAGGAACUACUCGUGUCCGCCACCCUCCUCUUCCUUCUCCUCCAAGUCGCCACCGCGAACCUCCGGCACGAGAACGUCAUCGACCGGUGCUGGCGCGGCCAGAGCAACUGGGCCAACGACCGGCAGCGGCUCGCCAUGUGCUCCGUCGGCUUCGCCGGGAACAUGAGCUACGAGGUGACCGCGUACACGGUCACCGACCCGAGCGACGACCCCGUGCGGCCCCGACCCGGCACGCUGCGGUACGGCGCGACGCUGCUGCCUGGGAAGGUCUGGAUCACCUUCCAGCCGGGCAGCAUGCACAUCAGGCUGGCGCAGCCGCUCUUCGUCAAGAGCUUCACUGUGAUCGACGGCCGGGGCACCGACGUGCACCUCGCCGGGGGCGCCGGCAUCGUGCUCUACAAGGUGAGCAACGUGGUCAUCCACGGGCUCCACGUGCACCACGUGCGCGCGCAGGCCCCGGGACAGGUCGUCCGGCCCGGCGGCGCCGUGCAGAACGUGGACGCCGGCGACGGCGACGCCAUCCGGCUGCUGUCCAACUCCAAGGUGUGGAUCGACCACAACACGCUAUCGCGCUGCGAGGACGGCCUCCUCGACGUGACGCGCAGCUCCACGGACGUGACCAUCUCCAACAACUGGUUCCACGACCACGACAAGGUCAUGCUGCUGGGCCACGAGGACCAGCACGUCGCCGACCGCCGGAUGCGGGUCACCGUGGCGUUCAACCGCUUCGGGCCCAAUGUGAGCCAGCGCAUGCCGAGGAUACGGCACGGCUACGCCCACGUCGUCAACAACUUGUACGAUGGGUGGAGGGAAUACGCCAUCGGAGGAAGCAUGGGGCCGACUGUCAAGAGCCAGGGCAACCUGUUCAUCGCCUCCACAACGGACAGCGCCAAUGUGACGAGAAGGAUGCCCGUCGGAGAUGCAGCCGGAGAGGACUGGCAUUGGCACUCCACUGGGGACUCGUUUGAGAACGGCGCCGUCUUCAAGCAGACGGGCAACAGGGUGCGGCCGAAUUACAACAGGGAUCAGGCUUUCCCGGCGGCGAGCUCCAGCGAGGUGAGAUCGCUGACCAAGGACGCCGGUGCUCUGAGGUGCUCCGCCGGGGCCGCGUGCUGAACGGAGAGAAUAAAGACGUGCAAUGGAGUGUGUUAUACUCUCUCUUUUUUGCGGGAUGGAGUGUGUUAUACUCUCUCUUUUUUGCGGGAUGGAGUGUGUUAUACUUUGAAUACAGUGUACUUGCUGAUGCAGCUUGUAGCUAUAAAACACACACAUACAACACCACUCUGUCAAAGUACAACACUGUCAACAAUGUCAGGUCGCUGCAGAUAUGUGCAUCUCGCUGUUCUUUUAACGGAAAAUGUGAAAAACUCUCGGUGUUGUUUCCGCACUCUGAAGGGCACAUGAGUCCAGGGGUGAUAAUAGCCUUUUUCCUUUGUGAUCAUGGUUGCACCUUACUUGUCCAGAAAGGCCUUCAAACAAAACGGUGGGUAAGAAUCCUGCUCCAAGAGUUCAAAUGUCAUGUAUGCAUCAUGAUGCUGACAACACUAAUAGUGAAAUCUCAAUUAAAGUGAAUUAGUAGCUUCCACAAUGAAGUAC